UAAGGAGAUGUGGAAGAGCGCGUCACUGUGACAAAAUGAGAUUCACCUCCCCAGUGUUGUAGACUGAGGAGGGAUGUCGCACGUGGUUCGGCUCUGACUGGGACUUUGGCUCGUGUCACACAUUACACAGGUUGUUUCACAGUGGGCAGGAACACGCAGCGCGACCCGGCUUUACGUGAUGGAGGGAUAGUCUGCACUUUCAUGUUGUCCGUGAGCAGCGGGAGAGGUUACUCUUCUGGUCCGCUGCACGGUCCCCUGACGUCCAGUGAAGAUCCAUCGAGGCCGAAUGGUCUGGUACUGCUCGGCCCAUCUCGGCAUACCAGUGGGUAAAGUUAAGCCGUCAUGGAUUUGAUGGAGCUGACUUGUGUUGGAGCUUUAGACCAGUACGGAUCUUAGUGACUUUUGAAAAAGAAGCUGCCUUUUUGCCACAGCAUGGCCGGGAAUCAGAAAAGCUACUGGGGACAGCAUGACCUGAACAGAGUGUGCUUUGGCCUGAGUGAUGACACGGAACACAGCCCAACACAGCUUCAACAACGGCAAACGGCCAAGGAAUUUAACUCCAGCAUCUCCCUUCCUCAGUCUCCUUUCUACUCUGGCACUUACCGUCUAACAUCUGAUAACAUGCUGCAGCCUCAUGAGGGAGACCAGGUGGUCCCUUCUUCCCAGAGACGGACAGUGUUUGGAGACCACCAGAGACAGUCCAAACCCCUGCCGCCUCUGCCUGACCCUGAGGAGCUCAUGUCUGAUGAAGCGGCUGAUAAUGAGGUGGAGUUUUUUACCAGUGACCGACAGCGCCUUUUGCCCAAAAGCUGCCCCAAGGCCAUAUGCAGGGGCAGCAACAGAGAUCGUGGCCAAGUAAAUCGUGCCUACCAGGAGAGCUUUUUACAAGCUGGUGGUGCUGGAAUUGUCUCCAUGGCUUUUUCCUGGCCAGGCAGAGAAGACAGAGGAGGCGGGUUUGGAGCCAACAACUGGGAACCCGCUUUCCAGGGAGAAGACUACCAGCAUGUGGUGUCAGCAGUUGGGGAUCCUUUAUGUAGGAAACAGCCAGACCAGCAGCAGUUAUCCAGAUUUCGUUUUUCAUGCUCAGGCUCUGCUUUCCGGCCACAUAGCAGCAUCAAAACCUGCACCACCGACAAGCCGCAGGUCCCUCCUCGCAUCCCCAUUGAGCGAAAACCUCCUGCUCUCCCAAAGACCACAGAGGAAGACAAGCCUCCCAAAAUCCCUCCAAGGGUCCCUCUAGUCCCACCCUGCCCACCACGUACCCCAAGCCCCAAAAGCCUUCCAAUUUAUAUCAAUGGUGUGAUGCCUGCCACACAGAGUUUUGCUGCUAACCCAGAAUAUGUGAGUAAGGCAUUACAGAGACAGCAGAGAGAAAGGGCGCCACCUCCAGGUCAGUUUUCUCCCUGCAUUGUUCCCAUUUUGAAGGAUGGCAGACAGGCCAGUGCCACGCACUACAUCCUCCUGCCACCGGGACGGCCUGCGUACACGGACAGACGAGAAAGACUCCACAGUGAACCGGCAAGGACAGAAAACACCAGCGUCUGGCAGAACAGAUAGAUACACUCACUUAUUGCAUCUGAAACGUGAUGACGAGUACAAAAUUAUGAUUCACAUUAUUAAUAACAACCAUGUGAUAACAAGCGUGUGGAAAAAAACCUGUGCGCUGCAUUCACAUAUCUAAUGGCAUAUUGGAGUUAUUUUCAAUGACUGUAUUCUAACAUUACUCACGACGCAUCACACUGUGAGGUUUUGGGCUGUUAUCGACUGAACACUUUACCAGACAGUAUUUUAGCGACACUUCCUUUAGUUCAGCCAAGAAAACAUCACAAUAUUUCAGUAUUUUCUCUACUUAUGAAGAAAUAUUUACCUCUUUUAACCUUUUUCAGUUUGGGUUACUGGGAUACUGCACUUAUCUCAGAGCAAAUGGCUUAUCAGUCGUCAUCACUUUUAAAUCUGACAGCCAUAGGUUCAUAUCACUAAAAUAAACUGAGCUAAUACUAUAUUUUGUAGAAGUGAGCUAAUAAUUACUGUAGGUACAAGCUGGGCUUGUACCAAACUGUUCAUCCAAUGUGCGUUAUUUUUUAUAACAAUGCUGCUUUAAAUUCUUACUAUAGUCUAUUGAUAGAUUUAAUUCUUUGCAGAAUCUUUGUCACAUUAAGGUAACGAUUUCAGGCAAAUUUGAAAAUGAACAAUGUAGCCAAGUUGCAUCAAGCUACAAUCUCCCUACAAAAUGCCCAACAUUUUCAUUUCAGGCAUUGAUUCAUACUUUAUAUUCUGUUCUGAUGUGCACAGUGUUUAAUUUUUUACAAGUACAUUCUGUGAUGGAAAUCCAGACAAUAGUAACUUAUUCCAACAAAAUUCAGACCAUAUGACUGAAACCUGAUAUUACUCUUAAAUUGAUUGACAGGUCUUUUUAAACACUGAUAAAAACACUAUCCAACAACUAAGCGAUUAUUGUUUAAUGAUGCUAUUUGCAUUUAUUCAUUUGCAGUUAUCAGCUGAUAAAUAGUAAUUAUUAAUACACAUGGCAAACUAUUUUAAUAAUGUCUUUCCAUUUAGCACAGAUUUUGCAUAUAUGGUCAAAAAAGUGCUGACAGUGAUUCCUUCUGUGUGUAUGGGCUUGGAUAUCAUGUUACAUUUACACUGUUGAGGUGCAGACAUGCAUCUGUAACCUUUGUUAUACCAAUAGGUUGGAAGUUCUCAUGAAGGUUCUGUCAGAUUUGACCUGAGCAAAGGCUGUUUCUAAGUUCAUAAUUUUGUCAAAAGUAAAUCAUUAUAAAAUGUCUAUUUAUAGAAAUAAAUUAAUUUAUUCGUACUA
This is a messenger RNA of Monopterus albus (swamp eel), 2818 nucleotides long. RefSeq names its product ERBB receptor feedback inhibitor 1b (gene errfi1b). The record is from RefSeq and is a predicted model, not a curated record. Lineage: Eukaryota; Metazoa; Chordata; Actinopteri; Synbranchiformes; Synbranchidae. Gene Ontology annotation, biological process: negative regulation of epidermal growth factor receptor signaling pathway; regulation of keratinocyte differentiation. Bases 433 to 1557 code for a protein of 374 amino acids. The transcript has 5 exons.